Megalopta genalis is the source of this 769-nucleotide messenger RNA. Its product is annotated as dual specificity protein phosphatase 19. Gene Ontology annotation, molecular function: JUN kinase phosphatase activity. Gene Ontology annotation, biological process: regulation of MAP kinase activity; protein dephosphorylation. Gene Ontology annotation, cellular component: cytoplasm. Lineage: Eukaryota; Metazoa; Arthropoda; Insecta; Hymenoptera; Halictidae. The record is from RefSeq and is a predicted model, not a curated record.
UUGCAUAAACGUUGUUCAUUAACAAUGGAUCUAAAAACUCUGUUAAACACUAAGAAGUCACAUUUGAAACCGUGUAAAACUAUAGUAACAAAUACACUUGGUCAAAGAUACGAAGAAGUUGGUGAAGAAAGGAAAGAAUUAUCACCUGGAACACCAUUUGUUAUGGACAAUAAACCUGACAUACGAAUUGCUAAAGUAAUACCAGGAUUGUUUCUAAGCUCGCAAGAUCCUGUUGUAAAUAUAGAGAUUUUACAAACACAUAAUAUCCAUAGCAUUUUAAGUAUUGGUAUUGAUGCACCACUUAAAUUUGACGGCAUAAAAUAUUAUUAUUGCGACUUACUAGAUUUACCCGAAGUUGAUGUCACUGUAUCGAUAGAAAAAUGUAUAAAAAUUAUAGAUGAGAAUCGGAUUGAAAAUAUUCUUGUACAUUGUAAUGCUGGUGUAUCCCGCUCGCCGACCAUUGUUAUUUCUUACUUGAUGGUAUAUGAAGGAUUAUCCUUCGAUGACGCUUACUACAAAGUCAAACAAGUUAGAGAUUGCAUCAAACCAAAUGAGGGGUUUAUAAAACAAUUACGAACAUUACAAAUGACAUGUAACGGAUAAGUGUACAAAGGAAAUUAUUAAUACUCCCAAAGCACCUAUCGUAAGGUACUAAAGAAAGGAAUACACACACACACACACACAUAUAUAUAUGUAUAUAUAUUGUUACAAUAGAUUUCAUGUAUUAUGAUAUUACGUGUACAGAGAAUAGUAUUUUAUAAUUACAAUA